AUGGGUCCUCUCUCUGUUGUCACUGGGGCAAACCGAGGCAUUGGAUUUUCACUGUGCGCCAAGCUUAAGUCAAAAGGCUACGAUGUUGUAGCCUCAUGCCGUAAACCAAGCGCGGAGCUCCAGGCAUUGGGCGUGCAAAUUGUUGAAGGCGUGGAUGUGGGCCGCGAUGGCGGCUGCGCCCCGCUGACCGCCACCUUGCGCGGUCGCCAGGUGGACCUGUUGGUUUGCAAUGCCGGCGUACUGAUGGAGGACUCCAUCACAGAUCUGGACCUCAACAACAUUCGGGAGCAGUACACACAAAUACACGUCAACUCGUUAGGCCCCCUGCGCACUUACCUGGCGGUCAGGGAAAGCCUGGGACCUGGAGCGAAGGUCGCCAUCAUCACCUCCCGGAUGGGCUCCAUUGCGGACAACGGCAGUGGUGGAGAUUAUGGCUAUCGGAUGAGCAAGGCCGCAGUGAAUAUGUUGGGCAUGAACCUGGCCGUCGACUUGAAGAGUGCUGGCGUGGCGGUGGGCAUCCUCCACCCUGGCUUUGUGGCCACUGACAUGACCAAGAAAUAUCAUGGCAUGGACGGUGUUAUCGAUCCUGAGCAAAGCGCUGCGGACCUGGUGGAUAUCAUCGAGCACCGUUUGUCGUUGGAGACCUCGGGAACUUUCUGGCACCGCAACGGCAGUGUGUUGCCCUGGUAG
This is a messenger RNA of Volvox carteri f. nagariensis, 690 nucleotides long. RefSeq lists its product as uncharacterized. NCBI's taxonomy places the organism in Eukaryota, Viridiplantae, Chlorophyta, Chlorophyceae, Chlamydomonadales, Volvocaceae. Gene Ontology annotation, molecular function: oxidoreductase activity, acting on the CH-OH group of donors, NAD or NADP as acceptor. The transcript has 9 exons. The coding region runs from base 1 to 690 and encodes 229 amino acids. The record is from RefSeq and is a predicted model, not a curated record.